GCCCCUGGGAACGCCUCUCGUUCCCGGGGCCCCGGAAGGCCGGCCAGGAGGGCUGUGAACAUCUCGUUAACGCGCAGAGCGGAAGUCCGAGCGCCCCGAGUUAGCCUCCCGGGCUCUAUAACCCAGGCACCCACAGCCACCUGCCCCUCACGAUGAGUGACGUGGAGGGGGUGGAGCUUGGGUGUCAGAUACCGCGAGAAGGAGUCCCCAGACGCGGCCCUGAGUGGCGCAGACGCACUACAGCUCCCGCCCGGGAGGUGGUGGGGGCGGGACCGCUCGAGCAAAACUCGCGAGGUUGGGCGGCUUGCGAGCCCUUCCUGUCAGGGAGCGGAAGUGCGGCGCGGGGCGUGUGUGGGCCCCAGUGGCCGUCGCGGUCCUCGGCACCGGCCAUGGGGGACCCCAAGGAGGCCGGAGCCGAGGCUCCGCCGCCCGGGGCCGCCGCCCGAGGAGGACUUGGCGUCUUGUCCCAGGGAGAGUCCGAGGAGCCUUGUUCCCAGGGAGCAGCUUUGCUGCUUGGAGGCAACGAAGUGAAGAGCCGGGCGGUGGUGAAGUACUCCUCCGCCCCUCCACGGCCAGCCUUCGCGCGCCUGGAGGAGAAGACAGACCUGAAGCUGCCCCCUGCCAACUGGCUGCGGGAGAGCGCCCAGCUGGGGCCCGCGGGCACCGCCGUCCUCGGCCACAGCAAGAAAAGCAAGCCCUUCUCCAGCUUUGGCAUGGCGUACGACUUCAUCGACUCCGUAGGCAACGACGUGGACGUGGUCUCCGACUCGGAAAACAUCAAAAAGCUGCUGAAGAUUCCCUACAGCAAGUCCCACGUGAGCUUGGCUGUGCACCGCGUCGGGAGAACCCUCCUGCUGGACGAACUGGACAUCCAGGAGCUCUUCAUGAGGUCAUCACAGACUGGUGACUGGACGUGGCUGAAGGAGUUCUACCAGAGGCUGAUCGAUCAGAAGUGGCAGCGGAAGAAGAAGAGCAAGGAGCACUGGUACCAAAAGGCCAUUCUGUCCAAGUUUUUAUAUUACAGUAUCAAUGGGGAUGGAGCCGCCCAGCCUGUCCCACCUGCCACGGAGCAGCAGGAGUCGUCCAGCGCUGACCAGACGCAGGACCCGGAAGGGGCUUCAUGGCCUGCGCCCUUUGAGAUGCCUGCCUCAGUUUCUGAAGACCCCAGUGCUUCCCGCCAGGGAGCUGAGCCUCUUGAGCCCUCAUGCGUAGUGGGGCAUGUGGCCUCAGCGCCCAAAGAACAAAACCUGACUACUUUGUUCAGUGAUGGGGAGAACGGUCAGGGCCUUAAAAAUGACUUUGUGCGAAAUAUCCUGUGGACGUUUGAAGACAUCCACAUGCUGGUUGGCUCCAACAUGCCCAUCUUUGGAGGUGGCCGGUACCCAGCGGUCAGCCUGCGCCUCAGGGAUAACAACAAACCAAUUAAUGUGCUCACUGGGAUCGACUAUUGGCUGGACAACUUGAUCUGCAACGUCCCAGAGCUUGUGAUGUGUUUUCAUGUGAACGGAAUUGUCCAGAAAUAUGAAAUGAUAAAAACAGAAGAGAUUCCCAAUUUGGAAAACUCUAAUUUUUCUACAAAAGUCAUUAAAGAUAUCGCACAGAAUAUUUUAUCAUUUCUGAAAUCUAAUUGCACUAAGGAAGGACACACCUACUGGCUCUUUAAAGCCAGCGGCAGUGACAUCGUGAAACUCUAUGACCUCACCACCCUGUGUGAAGAAACUGAGGACAAAUACCAGAACCCGUUCACCAUGCCGGUGGCCGUUCUGCUGUAUAAGGUUGCUUGUAACAUGAUGAUGAAGAAGAACCAAAAUAAGAAACACUACGGGACCAUCAGAACAUUGCUUCUCAACUGUGUGAAGCUGCUGGACAAAAGCAGGCAUCCUCAGAUAAUUGCUUCAGCCAAUUACAUGCUUUCAGAACUUUUUCAGUUGGAUGAACCUAAAAAGGAAGAAAGUUCAGAAUCCCCAUUAAAUGAGAAUUCUGAUGAAAGUUACAGUGAGGAGGAGGAGGAGGAGGAGGAAGAAGAGCUGCCGGACAGCGAUGAGAACGGAUCCUACAACAGCAGCGCGGACCCAUCUCAUGAUAAUAAAGCGGUAGCCAUCAUUAAAUCUGUGGGAGAAUUGUCAGUGCCAGAAAAGUACAAAUCCAUCCAUCAAAUCAGACCCAGCUGCACGUUCCCGGUCUGCCAUGACACAGAAGAGCGCUGCAGGCUCGUGCUUAGCUACGUCCUGGAGGGUUUAAAAUCUGUAGAUAGCAGCAUCAAAAAAGAAAGUGACCUUCCGGCAGCUGACCCCAGCACCCCAAUCCCACUGAAAUAUGAAGAUGAAUCCACGAGGGGGGGUCCUGAGGGGCUGGAGAAGCAGAUGGCCUUGUUUCUGGAUAAAGUGGGCUCCCUGCAGAAGGGCGGCUGCUCCAGUCAGUCUGGGAUGAUCCCUGGCUCUUGGCAACAUAAAAUGAAGCUGCAGCUUAUUCUCAAGUCUUCCAAGGCCUACUACGUGUUGUCUGAUGCUGCCAUGAGUCUUCACAAGUACGGAAGGGCGCUCCGCUACAUCAAGCUGGCCUUGCAGAGCCAUGAUACGUACUGCUGCCUCUGCACCAACGUGCUCUCCGAAGUGCUGCUCUUCCUCUCGCAGUACCUGACGCUCUGCGGGGACAUCCAGCUGAUGCUGGCCCAGAACGCGAGUAACCGAGCCGCCCACCUGGAGGAGUUUAACUACCAGACCAAGGAAGACCAGGAGAUACUGCACAGCCUCCACAGAGAGUCCAGCUGUCAGGGAUUUGCAUGGGCAACUGAUUUGUCCACAGACUUGGAAAGUCAGCUUUCGGUUAGUUGUAAAUGUUACGAAGCUGCUAAUGAAAUUUUGCAGUUUAGUGACUUAAAAAGCCAAAAUCCAGAACACUACGUACAAGUAUUGAAGAGAAUGGGAAACAUCAGAAAUGAAAUAGGGGUGUUCUACAUGAACCAGGCUGCUGCGUUACAGAGCGAAAGACUGGUGAGCAAAUCUGUGUCUGCUGCCGAGCAACAGUUGUGGAAAAAAAGCUUUUCUUGUUUUGAAAAGGGAAUUCACAACUUUGAGUCAAUCCACGAUGCCACCAACGCUGCCCUCCUGUUAUGCAACACAGGAAGACUCAUGCGCAUCUGUGCCCAGGCGCACUGCGGCGCCGGGGGCGAGUGCCAGCGCGAGUUCUCGCCGGAAGAAGGCUUGUAUUACAACAAGGCUGUGGAUUACUACCUGAAGGCGCUGAGGUCGCUGGGCACGCGGGACACUCACCCCGCCGUCUGGGACUCGGUCAACUGGGAGCUGUCCACCACCUACUUCACCAUGGCGACUCUGCAGCAGGAUUACGCUCCUUUGUCGAGAAAAGCCCAGGAGCAGAUUGAGAAGGAAGUCAGCGAGGCUAUGAUGAAGUCGCUGAAGCACUGUGACCUGGACUCGCUGUCGGCGCGGCAGCCGCUCUGCCAGUACCGAGCGGCCACCAUCCACCACCGGCUGGCCUCCAUGUACCACAGCUGUCUGCGGAACCAGGUUGGCGAUGAGCACCUGCGGAAGCAGCACCGCGUGCUGGCGGAGCUUCAUUACGGCAAGGCUGUCAAGCUCUUCCAGCUUCUCAGAGACGCUCCCUGCGAGCUGCUUAGAGUGCAGUUGGAAAGAGUCGCAUUUGCAGAAUUCCAGAUGACCAGUCAGAAUAGCAAUGUUGGAAAGUUGAAAACGCUGUCUGGAGCUCUGGACACGAUGGUGAGGACGGAACCCGCGCUGCAGCUGCUGCGGGAGGAGCUGCGGGAGGAGCUGCGGGAGGAGCUGGAGCAGCCCAGGCCCGAGGAGACGGCGCCCGCUGCCGAGGCGGCCCCUGCGCUCCGGCGGGAGGAGGUGACGAAGCUCCUCAGUAUAUUCGAGUCUCGGUUGUCGUUCCUUCUGCUUCAGUCCAUCAAGCUGCUGUCUUCAACGAAAAAGAAAACAAGCAGUAACACCGAAGAAGACGGAGCCCUGAAAACCAACAAGCAGAUCUAUUCCCAGCUUUUGAGAGCGACCGCCAACAAAAGCGCGACGCUUCUGGAGAGAGUCGACGUUGUCGUCCACCUGCUGGAGCAGCUCGCUCAGGGUCGCAGUGCCGGGCAGUGAC
Ochotona princeps (American pika) is the source of this 4122-nucleotide messenger RNA. RefSeq names its product erythroid differentiation regulatory factor 1 (gene EDRF1). Gene Ontology annotation, biological process: positive regulation of DNA-templated transcription. The record is from RefSeq and is a predicted model, not a curated record. Bases 153 to 4121 code for a protein of 1322 amino acids. Lineage: Eukaryota; Metazoa; Chordata; Mammalia; Lagomorpha; Ochotonidae. The transcript has 25 exons.